Molecule: messenger RNA, 10448 nt
Organism: Pangasianodon hypophthalmus (striped catfish)
Lineage: Eukaryota; Metazoa; Chordata; Actinopteri; Siluriformes; Pangasiidae
Gene: efna3b
Product: ephrin-A3b
Exons: 5
Coding region: 778-1434 (218 amino acids)
Biological process (GO): axon guidance; ephrin receptor signaling pathway
Cellular component (GO): plasma membrane
Molecular function (GO): ephrin receptor binding
Source: RefSeq, a predicted model, not a curated record
GAUGCUGAAGGACGUGGGGCUGUUUAUACCGAGCGGGGGCGGAGCUACAAGACGCACGAGCACAGCCUACCGAAUCGCUAGAGACACAAAGAGAGAGAGAGAGAGAGAGAGAGAACUUGAGGCUAGUUGAUGCUCGGGCCGGUUGGAGGGAGGCGAAUAAAACUCGCACGAGGACCUGUUCUCAUCACAUCUCCGUUAGUGUGAAACGUGCAUCAUCGCCGAUGGAGAGCAUCAGAUAGUCUAAUCAAGCAUAUAUCAUUAAAAAAAAUAAUAAUAACGACGCCAUAGUAACAUAUAGUUUUCAGACCCGCAAACGGAGUCUCUUCGCUUCUUCGCCUUUGUUCACUUGGCUCGUGCUCGUGCGCAGCGUCUUCUCCUGCACUGUCCUCCGAGGGGACACUUUUUUUCUUAUCAAUGUCAAGCAUCCGGUCAGCGUAGCCUCCAUCCCACGUCCAUCCCGACACGUCGCGAGCACGCGGGCUUCUCAGCUCUCUGCAGGCGCAGGAUUGCUUUAAAGGGAAAGGGAAGACAUGGGGACGCGGUGCUUGCCAUGGAUUCUGCCUUACGCGCCGCAUGCACAGUCCACGCGCGUCACCGUGGUCGCAGUUUGAGCGCGUGCUUUGCGUCGCGCUCCCUUUUCCUUUUUUCUCUUACGCCCGGGAUGGUGGUGUCAGUGCUGUGAGUGACGGGACCCGCAGAGACCGGACCGAGACGCGCGCGCACACACGCACAGAGAAAGAGACGGGUCGAAGGGAGACAUAUUGAUAAGAAGGGAUUAUGGCGCUCGCCGCGCUCGCGCUCUUUCUGCUCGCGCUCACCUGUGCGAACUUUUACCUGGCGCGCGCGAGCCGGCACGCGGUGCACUGGAACAGCUCCAACAUCCAUCUGCGGAAGGAGGGCUACACGCUAAAGGUGAACGUGAAUGAUUACCUGGACAUCUACUGUCCUCACUACAACGUGAGCCAGCGGGGCGUGGCUGAGCAGUACGUGCUCUACAUGGUGAGCUACCGCGGCUACCGCACGUGCGACCCUCAGCUCGGCUUCAAGCGCUGGGAGUGUAACCGGCCGCAUGCGCCGCACGCGCCGAUCAAAUUCUCAGAGAAGUUUCAGCGCUACAGCGCCUUCUCGCUCGGCUACGAAUUCCACGUGGGCCACGAGUAUUACUACAUCUCCACGCCCACUCAUCACCAUGGCCGCAGCUGCCUGAGACUGAGAGUGUACGUCUGCUGCUCAACAGCUGAUGCAGAUGAUGAAGCACAGCCUACAGAGCCAGACUACACUCUAAGACCUAACAUGAAGAUUGAUGACCUCGAUGAUUAUGACAACCCUGAGGUCCCAAAACUGGAGAAGAGCAUCAGUGGCAGCAGUCCAUCCAGGGACCGUCUCCUCCUCACGGUGGCCACACUCUUCCUCAUCGCACUCUCCAUCUCCUAGCACUCGCCUCCAGGAAGUCGUCAUGCCGCUGAGGCCUAGAGGACUGCAAGGCCGGGAUAUGGGAGAGGAAGAUGAGGAUGAAGGAAGAACUAACGAUUUAAAAACAUUUAAAAACAGGAGAGGAAAGGAACAUGGGAAUAAGACUAGCGGGAUGCUAAGGCCUUCUUCUGUUCAACAGUGGAACAUGAACCUGGACUUUACAAUGACAACUUUGCCAAUCAGCUCGAGCCAUACUGUCAGACAGUGUACGAGUGUGUGUGUGUGUGUGUGUGUGUGUAUGUCUGUAAGUGUGUGUGUAUGUGUGUGUGCAAAGCUGAGUGAGUGUUCACACACAUGCUGUUUGCAAAUCAUUCAAGUGAAAACCUCCACUCAGUCUAAUUAGUUACUUUAUUAACUAAUGAAUGGCCGCUUAGUGAUUAAGUGGAAUUGAUGCUCAAGAUGAAUGAUGCAUUAAUAUUUAAGUCAUUGUUGAUUCAUUAGUGGCAAAAAAAAAUUGUUUAUGUAAAACAAGGCUGAGGUAAAUGACACGGGCACAUUUUAAGCAGCACCAAAAGAGCUUCAUUCUCGAUUCAGUUCAGUGUUUCUCUCUCUCUCUCUCUCUCUCUCUCUCUCUCUCUCUCUCUCUCUCUCUCUAGCCUCAGUAAACCUUCAGGAUUAUCACGUUUACAAACACAUCAGAAGCAGGAUUGCCUAAUGCCCUCCUUAUGCUGGUGGAUUUAAACAGUUAGACCAGUUAGACUUACAGAACUGCCAGCUGUCAGGAUAGAAAUGUAGCUUUAGUUUUUCCCAAAUUUCAAUUUCAUUUUUCCUAUUUUCACAUUGUUCAGAUGAAUUUUUAGCACCUACAACCCAUCACAGUUCACAUAUAUAUAUUCCACAUUUGUGAUUUCUGUACAAAUUCUUUGCUAUUCUGUUAAAUUAAUAAUAACCAUAGAGACAGAAAAUUCGUUUCCUAAUUGCCACUGACCUGAUUACUUAUAAACAUAUUACUUAUAAAAUCGGAAUUAUUCCAAAACUGUUUGUCCUUCAUUCAUUUUUUUAAAGAGACCUGAACUUUUGGAGCCAUACUGUUUUCUUAAUAAGAGCAAAUGCAUCACAUGGACUUUGGCAAUCAGUGUGUGUGUGUGUGUGUGUGUGUGUGUGUGUGUGUGUGUGUCUGUGUGUGUGUCUGUGUGUGUGUGUGUGUGUGUUUCGAGCUGAAUUUGGUGCCUGUAGAAACAGUAGCAUAGGCUGGUGAUACUGAAAUGCUCUGCUUUUCUCCACUGGACUGCAUUCUUUUCUAUACCAAGGCUUUUUCUUCAUGGAAGUUUAACUGGAGGACACACGUGGAAACUUAUGUACAUAAACACAAACCUAUAAUGGAUCAUUGGAUUUUUCUCUGCAGUGGUUCUUACAGGACCAGGAGAGCCCUGGAGCUGAAACACCAAACCGUUUCAGACCAGCGUCGUCUCUCUACCGCUUCCUGCUCGGCUUCAUUGAAUCAUAAACGCUUAUCGGUAGUUGCCACUAUAAACUGGCCUGCAGUGGUUGUAUUUUUAAUGCUCAGCUCACACCUGGCUCGUGAAAAGAGCAUUAAAUCUUUGGGAAUAAGACAAUAAACAACAUGGAGAACUUGGCACAUGUCACAGGCAGUUUAGCUACAUGCAAAUAAGUGCUUUGGGUUUCUGUGUUCUGAGAGGAUUUUCCGCAGAGCAACAUUCUUCUUAUGACAUUCUUUCACUUUUUACAUCUCGACUAGCACCUUACUGGCCCUGAGAUAAACGCAGGCCGAGCUCACAGUGCUCCAGCUCAACAGAACAGGCUUGCAGUCGAGGAUUUCGCCCACGGAAUCAUGACAAUUCCUAAGAUAUAGAUUUAGUAAGUUUAAGUUAACAUGCUAAAUUAAAUCUAAUGAGUAUGUGUAACUCGUGAGGUGGGAUGAUUUUGAUAUAGCAUUGAAGCCAAAUGAGUUUUUCGAUUAGCUUUAGAUUAGCGGGAACUCAUAGAUGUCCACUCUGUACAUUCUGCUAAUGUGGUUACCAUGGUAACAUGCUGUCGUAGAACAAAGAGUGCAAAUGCUAAUGACUUGAGUGCUCAGUAUGACGUGGGACGCACGUCAUUUUUACCAACUUUGUUUUGACUUGUAUGUUGAUUUUCUUGUUGUGUAUUUUAAGGCUAAAGUGUUUGGCUCGGGUUUGUUUGGGAAACGUGUGUGUGUUCUGUUCGAGGUCAUUACUUUUACUGCGAGUGGUGAAUUUAAGAAGAGCUGAUUGGGCAAAUGAUGAAAAAGUAUCAACUGUUGCACUUCAAAACUUAGACACGAGUUUGUGUGUGUGUGUGUGUGUCCUUGUUUGAGUGGCUUUGUAAAUGGUCAAAUAGAUGAAAGACAAUGUUUCUUUAUACUGGCCAAAAUAUAUGUGCGUGUGUGUGUAUGUGUGAGAGAGAGAGAGAGAGAGAGAGAGAGAGAGACAGAGUGUGGGUGUGUACGUGUUUGUGUGUGUGUGUGUGUAUGUGUGUGAGGGAGAAAGAGAGAGAGUGUGUGUGUGUGUGUGUGUGUGUGUGUGUGUGUGUUUGUGUGUUGCUUGAUUGUACGUUUUCGCCGCGCAUGUGUGCAAGAGAGUCUGGGUCGUUUAGAAGAAACAACAAAAGCAUUUAUUAGUGUUGGAAACAACCAUUUAAAAUCAUGUUUACCUUCGACUGGAAUGAAUUUAAAGAACUUGAAAACAAAUAAAGCAUAACAGACCGUAACAAAAGGUUAUAAUAAUAAUAAAAAUAAUCAUGAUAACAAAACGAACUGCCUCAGCCUGCUGUUUCUCAUACAUUGUUUGACGGAUUUCAGCACAAGCUGAAUAAACAACUGGAAUGUGAAUUGAAGGUCAAUUAAAAAAGGGGGCACAUAUAAAUGCACACAGUUUAACAGACAUGUUUUUCACACACCUUAAGACAUGAAUGUCCUCUAUAAGCAGCCUAACCAAGGAGACUCUGUCCCUCUUUAUGUCUCUCUAGGCUCCAUUAUCACAGCGCAGAUAAUCUGUGUGUGUGUGUGCGCGUGCGCGCGGGUGUGUGUGUGGCUCCAGAAGCAAAGAGAUUACAUCACUAAAUUACUAUAAAGCCUAUCUGAUGCUGUGAGGUCGCUCGUAUCUAAUCUCACCUUUACAACCACAAUAAUAGCAUGUCUGCAUAUGGAACACGCAAUGUCACUUUCCAGUCAUGAAAAUAUUUCCUGCUUAUUAUUUUUCACUUGCAGGCUUACACUCCACACUCCUAACUCCAUGACACACAUCACAGACUCACUUUCUUUUGGCCCUGCAUUAAAGAUGCUACAUCUUUUCCUGAUUACUGCGAUUCCUCGCACAGAUGAAGCAGUUUAGCCCAAAGCCAGGAUUGAAGGCUUCGCGUUAUAGCCGUGCACAACAGAACAGAUGUUGUGGAACAGAAUCAUAAUUGUUUGAUUCCUCUCCUGAAUCUUCAAUCGACCUGACCUGCAGAGGCACAGCGGGUAGGCAAUCAGGAAACUUUCCACUCACUAAUUUCUCACAUGUCCUGGCGGGGCGUUUUAUCAUUUUCCAAGCCGCGAAUGAUGAGUAAGCCGUCUGCGAACAGGAGGCAACAAUAACGGCGAUACACAGCUCUGCCGUCUGCUGUCCAGACUUCAAGAGCAAAGUCUGGUGUGUGAUUCCUGUAGAACUACUGAGUAACAUUUCCCACUUCACCCAGCACACACAGUGAUCCCUAAAUCCUAAAGCAGGUGUUAGUGAAGCAGUCUAGUUAAACAAGCAAAAGACUAUUUUGUCUAGACACAAAAGCGCAUUCUUGAUAAGUUUCCAAUUAGGCCUUCUGUCAUGCUCAGGCAAUGUGUAUCGUGCAUUUCUUACAUCAUAAAUAAAUGCCAAAAUGAAAAACAUGUUUUUUUUUUUUUUAGAACAGCUCAUUAAGGUCCUUUGAGUGAAUUGGCUUUCUUUGGUUCCUUCUGCCCUUUCAUUUUUUUAUUUUUUUGUUGUUGUCCACACAAAACAAGAGCAAAGCAGUCUUGAUAACAACAACAACAACAAAAAAACCUGUUUUUCUGUGACGUUACUGUGGUUCAGGCUAUGUGUAUCUAAACAUCUGACCUUUACCAUUUCCAUCAUCUGACAUACAGAAGAUAAAUGUGCGCUUUGAUGUAGGAUAGUACAGGGGUUAAAGGGUUAGUCUGUUGAAUCGUCCUGGCUGCUCCGUGUCUAUGUCAAAAAAGUUCAUUAAAAAAGAAUGUUAGAAAGAAUGAAAUUUUAAGAAUAAAAUGAAAUGUAAUCCGAAAAAAUAUAUUUAAAUUAUAUUAUCAAUAGUGUAUCAAAAUACUUAUUAUAAAAUAAAUAAAUAAAAACCGAAUUACAAAGAGCGAUGAUUUAAAAGUACUUUCCUUAUGUUUCCUUGCAACUUCAUUUGCAUACAAAUUGCACAAAAUCCAAACACAUCGCCCUCGUUCAUUUCAGUCUGAGUCAAUUUUAAAGUAACAUGUAUGAAGAGCAUUAAGAGCAGGUUUAAUGAAGAUUAAAAGGGUAAUGUAACCCUUAGAGAACCAGUACUAGUUAGAGCCCAUAGAAAUAUUUCCUGAAGAUCUGUGUACAAAGAUGGUUAGAGUAGCUUUACAAAUUGGUAUUGAUGUUUUAGAUAUAGUUAAUCAAUCAAGUUAUACCACAGCAUUGUUGAAUUCUGGAGUCUGAUUGGUCUUACGGCUUGGACAGAUUGUAACUACUUACACAGGGUUAGUGUGACAGGCGCGCAACAUAAACAGAUUAAAAUAUCCUUGUAAACAUUGAUUUCUUGAAGUAUUCUGUGAUGAGACAUUUAUUUAACAUUUUUGGAAGGUGUCUCCAGUGAGGUAAAAUUUUCUGACAUGGAAAAGCCUUCAGGAUGCAAGACUUUGCAGUUUCUCUGUGUCAUGACAAGCUUUCGUCUUAUUAACUUCAAAAGAGGGAAUGAUGAGAGGCUGGUGAGGGAGCGGCUGCUAUAACAUAAGUGGUACCAAGUGAACUAAACUGUUUUGUGGACGUUCCACAACAUUAAAAGUAGCUGUAAAUGGAUAAAAAAGUAUUACGUGUCAUUCUUUGAUAAAUAACAUUUGUAAUAGUUGGCAAAAUGCUGUUGUAUAAGGGGAAUAAAACACUUCAGGACAUGCCAUUAUUGGAAAAUAAUUGGAAAAUCACACCACCCCGUCUCUGAUUUGAGCCAUGCUUCUUUCAUUCCACACUUUAUGCAAAGAAACGUAAAUAAUUUAAUUGAAAGAUAAAUAAAAGAAAAAAUUUAAGUCAUUAUCUUAGAGAUUUGGAAAUAGUACUUGGAUGGUGUAAAUGAAAAUAUAAGGACAUUAGGGUCUGUUCUGAUGGAAAUUGAGACUGUGAACUGUGUAGAAAUUUGUAAGUAUACUCAAACAGUACAUAGAUCUUAUUUUACUGAAGUAUAGCAGUGAAGGACAUUACUUAAGUACUUGCUGGCUGUUGCGCUCAUCACUAGUACCUUUAGUCUCAAUACCUGAAUGUCUGAACCCCCUCAUGAUUCAGCAGUGUGUAAUGUGUGUGUCACAUGUGGCCAUGGGGUGAAGGAUGGGGUAGAUUGUGCAAUAGGAACACACCUGCCCCUGACUGCAGUUUCCAGACAGCAAGCAGUCAUUAUAUUACCUCAGUCUGACCUUAACAAAAGACAGAAAAAAAAGACUGGCUCCAAAAACAUUCGAACAUAGCAAAUUAAAACAUAUAGAAUUUAAAUCGAAAGUAUUAUAGUAUUUAUACGAAUAUGAAUUAUUAGUAUUGCUAAUAAUGUAUGAGGUAUUUUAUUGAUUAGACCUGCAUAACAGCGAUUUGUUUUGCAAAGGCCAUUGCAUCAGAUUGUAAUGGCUUUUGUGUAAGUUCAUCUGUUGACUCAAUCCUUCUCCCUCAAGGGUUCAUGUACCAAGCUUCGCUUGAGCUGAUAGAGUACUGGGACCCUCAAGAUAGUCAUGGAGAUUUAUUUGUGUGAAAUGGACGGGAGGGCAUGUCGACAACGGCAUGUCAGAUUCGAUUGGAAACGGACCCAUAUCUUGCAAGUAUGUGCAAGUGUUUUGAUUCACUUUGAGUAUUUCAUUAGAAUCAAAUCAGAUAAGUGAGUCAUUGUUACAAACAGUCAGUGUUUGUAAAGUCUAGUUUCCUGGAUUGUGCGUUUUCCACUAUGAGUCACCUUUUCUUAAACUGCACACUGUGACAAGUUUGUCUCCGCUUGGGGCAAAAUAAAAAUCAUAAAGGUUACAUACUCUGCAUAAUGAUGUCUGGAGUAAUUUGUCUCAUUUGAGGACAGAGCUGUUACCUAAAUUAGCACAAGAUUAAUUGUAUACAAUUAAUCAAUUAAGACAAGGAGCCAAAGUAUGGUAAUUGAUGUCAAGGCUAUUUAGUAGAUUAUUUAAUUCUAGAGGUGAAUUCUUUACAGAAUAAAAGAUUUUUUUCUGCUUGUCAUUUCCCUGUAUGGCCAGCAGAUGUCUCAGUUAGGCCAGCAUCCAAUAGACAAAAGUAGACAAAAUUCUACCCAAGACAUGAUAUAAAUAAAUCUGUCCAACAAUGCCAGUUGUGUAAGACGGACCUACCCGUAAUGGAUUACAGCACUCAGAUUCAGUCAAUAUGAGUAUGAUAUAAUCUGCUGAAACAGACAGAAGAGGAACUUCACCGCUCUCAGUAGCUGUUCCUGCAGUUUAUCACAUCACUGGUUGGUCACUUGGUUAAGCCUUCACUGAAUUUUCUGAUGUUAUGCAAAAGAAUUAAUAGAAAAGUCAAAGCUGUGUGUCUCUAUAUUUUGAAUAAUCUCUCGUUGUCAUUAACAAUAAUGAGGGCCUUAAAGGUUAAUACAUUUGUUUGUUAAAGCAGGGAACCUGAAAUGAGUUCAGUUUGCUAAUCCUAAAAAUGACAAAAAAAAAAAAAAACAGAAAAAGAAAAACAAUAUUGUCUAUUUUUGACUGACUACACAACAUUGAGUCUCAAAUGUCGAUUUGUAGUAACACAAAACAUGAUGACAGUAACAUGAAAACAAGAUGAUAUCUGCUAGUGUCAGGUUGCAACAGGAGAAUGGUUUUCUCUGGCACACAGAUAAGAUGCCGUAUCUCUGUUUACUUCCACCUAGAUUUACAUUGCAGCACAAGUGCAUUUAACCACAUUUUCCACACAAACCUGACAGCCCCAAAUAUCUUGCCGUACACCCAAGAAAGUUUGCAGACAUGUAGCUGAUUGAAGGCAAGCGUGUGUCUCUGCUGACUCUGUCUCACAGCUCGGAUAAGCUCUGAUAAGUUUGAGCACUAUGAGUUCACCUGACGUGCACAUUUAAUCUCUGGGAUAAUGCCAAGCUAAAUAGCAAAGUUGCCUGGCUGAGUGAUGUGUUGUUUUCAAGCUAGCACGCUACACUGAGGUCAGCAGUGAUAACACUGCUGGGCACACGUAAGUGCUCUGUUUACUAGAAAGAUCUCACCCCUUAUUUAGUUUUUUUCUAAUACUUUUCACAGUUUAGUAUAUUGUUUUCAUCCUGUAACGCACAGAUAAACUGAUUAAUUAAAUGAGAAGUGUUCAGGUAGGAAAUGGUGAAAAUUUGUAAAAGAAAAAAGCACCCUGUGUAUUGCAUAAGCUUUUGUUUUCCCUGUUCUAUCACAUGAUUUACACGAAUGCACUGCUGUACCCCUUUCACAGGCUGGCACAUGUUGGGUUUAUUACUCUUGUAUGCUGUUCAUGGCAGAGGUUAGUACUUCCCCUGCUCUAACACCCCAUUCCCAGCUCUGACACACUCAUUUGUCUAAAGAUGUGUGUUUUCCUGGCUCCAGUAUUCUAACUAAUGAGUUCUAACCCUUCAGAAAAAUCCAGUUUAUUCCAGUCAGCCACCAAAACACAGACUGAACUGAUAACCAUCUUUGCCACCUGGUAGAAAGGAAGAGUUUCUGAAUCACUGCUAGUAAUGCUACAUAAAAGGCAAGUUGUUUUUAUGGGAAUGCACAACAGUAAGGCCAUUCGAAAACCUCAAAUGUUUUUCGAUCAGUUUAUUCAAGUAAUAAGGAAGCAGGAAAAAUAAUGUACCAGUUUUGGCAGCUGGUGGAUUGUCAGAUCGAGCUGGACUUUGCAGCAGGGAUCAGGUGCGUUCAUCAGAGACACUUAAAGUGACACAUGGAUCAAGCUUUUAAAACUCCAAAUAUAGUAUAACCUGCUGAACUACAGCAACCAACACUCAAACAAAACACAACAAACCACACCAUAUUAUAUAAUUAGGCAUUUAAUAUCAAAUUAUGUAAUACAUUUGUAAUAGUAUUGGUUUUAUAAUGAAAGACAGUAUGAUACACAUAAUAAAAUACAGUUUCUAUUUGAACUUUAGGUUGAAACAUGAAUUGAACACAACCUAGCUUUGAAACAAAAUUCUUAAUAACAAAAGCCAGAUAAUAACACAAAAGCAACAGCAUUGUAUUCCUAAAUACAUUUGGAGCACAUAUCCAAACUAGCAAACGAUCAAGAACACAUCUAUUUAGGCAGUUCUGACCCCAAACACUUCCCCAAUCAUUUCUGUUUAUCCGCAAGAAUCACUACCACACAAACACUGCUAUCUUUGUAGAUUAUUAUUAUUUGAAAUAAAGUUCACAGUGUAUAGAAAGUGUGAAUUUCUGAUUCUAUGGAGUUUACACCUCACUUUCAUAUGAGUGAAAAAAAAAUGCAGUGUGAAACAAAUGAAGCAUGUUGCAAAAACACUUCAGAAAGGCGUCUUGUGCGAGAUGGCUUUUAAGUUCUGAUUUCCCAGUGAAGUGUAGCACUAAAUACAAUAUGAGAACAAACGUACAGUCCCAUCCUCAGGCCCAGUGUUCCUGGGAUAGGCUCUGGAUCCACCAUUACCCUGACUAGGAAAAAGCAGUUACUGAAGAGGAAUGAAUGACCACACAGUUGAGAGUCUGAAUGAUUUUAAACACAAGAAACUCACCAUCUCAGAGCACAAUGGCAGUUAAUGUGAUAUAAACUAACUGACAGCAGACACAGCCUUUUAUUUAUAGUUAAAUUAUUAUUAAUUGA